Cyclopterus lumpus (lumpfish) is the source of this 1620-nucleotide messenger RNA. RefSeq names its product shootin 3 (gene shtn3). The record is from RefSeq and is a predicted model, not a curated record. Lineage: Eukaryota; Metazoa; Chordata; Actinopteri; Perciformes; Cyclopteridae. The transcript is spliced from 16 exons. The annotation marks the transcript as partial.
AUGUUGCCCUGCUCUUCAUCCGCGCAGAUGGAGGUGGUGGAGGAGAGGGACGCGCACGUGCACACGGAGUGCUGCCGCCUGACGGAGGAGAGAGACGAGGCCGAGAGACAACUCAAACACAUCAAGAGAGUGUCUCAGAUGGUGAUUGAGGAGGUCAGCGUUCUGCAGACUCAGCUGGAUAUAGAGAAGUCGUGCCGGGAAAAUGCAGAGGCCCUGGCCACAAAGCUGAACUGUGAGAACAGGAAGUUGAAGUCCAUGAGCCUGUCGUCUCGUCCGUGUUUGGACGAGCUGCUUCCCACAACCUCAGACUGCAUCGCUCUGGAAGACGCUGCAGACGCUGCAGAUGGGAGCCCUGACACCUUCACACAGUACCAACAACAAGUUAAAGAGCUCGGAGAAACAGUCAACACUUUAUUGGAGGAGAAGAAGAACUUUGUUUGUCAGAUUCAUGAACAGCAACGACGGAUAGAAGAGCUCACGGCACAGUCAGAUACAGACGGUUCUGAGCUGAAGGAUCUCCGUGCGUGUGUUGAGCAACAACGCAGAACCAUCAAGAGGUUCAACAGAGUCUCCAUGAUGGCGGCUCAGGAGUACGAUGGCAUGAAGGAUCAGCUGGACCUGGAGCAGGACCUGAGGGAGAAGGCAGAGACGUACGCUCACGAGAUGCUGGUGAAGCAGAAGGAGGCCAACAGGCAGAGCAUGCUGCUCCUGCAAAGCACUGAGCCCAGCGUUCAGCUCCUCAAAGCUCUGGAGGACGUGGCGGCCGUCUCUAAAACCCUGGAGGAGGAGCGGCUGCAGCACCUGCAGCAGGUGCAGCGUCUGGAGGCCCAGCUGGAGCAGAGCUGUGUGAAGAAGCAGCUGGAGGCUCUGCAGAUGCAGCUGGAGCUGCUGGAGGAGGAGAAGAAGGAGGUGGACGGACGACUGGAGGAAGCAGAGAAGAAGAACGAGGAGCUGGAAGACCGAGUCCACGAGCUCCAGGAGACCCAGAAAGCGGUUGACCCGACGACCAUCACAGCCCCCGCUCCCCCUGAGCUGGCCCCGCCCCCUCCACCUCCACCUCCCCCCCCACCUCCUCCUCCCCCGCCUCCUCCUCCUCCACCUCCUCCCCCCUCGAGGUGCAACCCCCUCAGCUCUCUGAUCGCCAUCAUGAGGAAGACCUCCAAAGGCUCCAAGGCCUCAGUGAAGGCCGAGCAGCCUGCAGAUGGCGAGGGCGGCGACGUGAAGGCGAAGGCGGUGAAUGAAAUGAUGGAGAGGAUCAAACAUGGCGUCGUCCUGCGGUCGGUCAAGAGUCAGGAGAGCAAGCCGCCUCCCGUCUGUGAGGAGAAACCACAGGAGAGCGCGAUGGAGGAACUGAAAGGCAUCCUGGAGACGGUGAAGAGGAGCCCCAGCCGAGGCUCUCAGGAGGCGGGGCCAUCGCCGUCGGGGAAGAAGGACAGCGAGCUGGAGGUCAUCCUGAGGCGCCGACGCAACAAGGCUGGAGAAGCUGGAGACGAGCGAGACGGGCUCAUGAGUAACGUCUCGUCCUCCGACAGCCUGAACGGACCCGAGCGCACCAGCGGCGAGUCGGGCCGGGACCCCGAGGGGCCGGGGGGGCCGGGGGGGCCGAGCGUCCCCUCCAAC